AUGGUAUCGCGAUCAUGGCUGGCGGCGUUCCUCGCCGUUGGACAGCUUUCUUCUAUCUGUAGCGCGCAAGUGGAUGUCCCCUCAGUCAACAACUUUCGCAGAAGAGUCUUUGCUCGAGCGUCGGUCAUUGGCAAUUGGGUCUAUUACGAUGGAGGUGAAGUAUCACAGGUCAUCAGCGGGUUGAGUCCCCAGUCACAAUGGCGGCCCUCCAACCCGACAAACACGACGCUCUCAAUCGACCUCACCAAAUCAUGGACGCCAGAGGACGUGGAAAUCAAGGAAACCUCCAAGUCGGCUCCCAAAAUGAUGAGACAGGCCAUCUUCACCGACAACUCGUCAGACUCCUUUUACAUCUGGGGCGGCUUCACCUCCUACGGCGCCAAAAUCCCAGACGCGAAACUCUGGCACUUCACCCCGGACGGCAGCGGCGGCGGUCAAUGGGGCACCGUCCUCCCGCACGGCAACACCGCCUUCACGGCCCUCACCCGCUCUCAGGGCGGCGCCUUUGUCAGCACCAAGGAUUCCGGCUUCUACUUUGGAGGGUUCUCCGAUUCCGGGUCCGACCCGAACCCCAACGGCCCCGUGCCGGGCUUUUUGCAGUUCAACUACACGGCGACGGACACGGCGUGGACAAACAACUCGGACAGCGUGCCCUACUCCGACUACGGCACUCUUGUAGGCGCCACGGCGCACUACGCGCCGUACGGGCCGAACGGAUUGAUUAUGAUUUUCGGCGGAGGAUCGCACGUCAUUGGGACCGGCCAGAGCGUGGAUAACGUGGGCUAUCUCAGCUUCAGCACGAUUUACUUCAUGGACCCCGUCACCAAGGUGUGGUAUACCCAACAGACGAGCGGCAACGCCCCGGGCCCACGCAUGUGGCACUGCACCGUCGGAGCCCAGGGUCCCAACAACACAUACGAGAUCUUCAUGUACGGCGGCAGCAACAUCGCAAACAAGGAAACCUUUGACGAGGUCUACAUCCUCUCACUCCCCGGCUUCGUCUGGCAAAAGGCAAACUACACCUCCGCGGCCCCGCGCGACACGCAAUCGUGCGUCGUCGCCGGCCAGCGCCAGAUGAUCACGUUCGGCGGCGUCAACAGGAUGGCCAAUAACGCCAACUCGACCCUCUUCUUCAACGAGGAAGAUUCCUUCCGCCAGGGCGUCGGCGUCUUCGACCUCACGGCGCUGUCGUGGAAGGACACGUACGAGCCCACGGCCGCCGCGUACGAUUCGCCCGACGUCGUCAAGGCUUGGUACAAUGAGGGUAACCUCGCCAGCGUCCAGUACGGCUCGGGCGUCGAAGCUCUCAUGAACUACGGCAAAUCCGGAUCAGGCUCGAGCUCAGGUUCAGGUUCCGGUUCCGGCUCCGGCUCCAGCACCAGCUCCGACUCGAAAUCCUCCAACACGGGCGCCAUCGCCGGCGGCGUGGUAGGCGGCGUAGCCGGCGUCGCCCUCAUCGGCCUAGCCGCAUUCUUCCUCAUGAGGCGGCGGAAGCACAAGAAGGUCCCGACGGAAGAAACCGGUCCCAACGCGGUCGAAGCCCCGGGCUCGGCGGCCUACUAUGAUAACAACAACAACCACAAUGCCGGGAUGCAGCAGCACCAGCAGACGGCCUACUCGCCGGGCCCCGCCCCGUCAAUGACGACGGCGCCGUCGGAGCUCCAGGGGGAGUACAGGGACCACUCGCCGUUCUCGGGCAGCGACGUGCCGCCCAAGAUGAUGCAGCCUCCCGAGAUGGAUGCGGGGGAGCCGCGGCACUAUUACGCGGCGGAGCUGGACGGGACGGAGGCGCGGAAGUGA
This is a messenger RNA of Colletotrichum costaricense, 1800 nucleotides long. RefSeq names its product kelch repeat protein. The record is from RefSeq and is a predicted model, not a curated record. The transcript has 4 exons. The coding region runs from base 1 to 1800 and encodes 599 amino acids. Gene Ontology annotation, molecular function: protein binding. Lineage: Eukaryota; Fungi; Ascomycota; Sordariomycetes; Glomerellales; Glomerellaceae.